AUGGACCCCGGCGGGGCUGCCAUUUUGGAGACUUCCCCAAGGAGCUUCAACCGGCUUUUCGCGCUGCUGCAGCAGCUACCCGCGGCCUUGCUGGGCAGAAUGAAUGUGAUAGACCACGUGCGAGACAUGGCGGCCGCGGGGCUGCACUCCAACGUGCGGCUUCUCAGCAGCUUGUUACUUACAAUGAGUAAUAACAACCCUGAGUUAUUCUCCCCAUCUCAGAAGUACCAGCUUUUGGUGUAUCAUGCAGAUUCUCUCUUUCAUGAUAAGGAAUAUCGGAAUGCUGUGAGUAAGUAUACAAUGGCAUUACAGCAGAAGAAAGCCCUAAGUAAAACUUCAAAAGUGAGACCUUCAACUGGAAAUUCUGCAUCCACUCCACAAAGUCAGUGUCUUCCAUCUGAAAUUGAAGUAAAAUACAAGAUGGCUGAAUGUUAUACAAUGCUAAAACAAGAUAAAGAUGCCAUUGCUAUACUUGAUGGGAUCCCUUCAAGACAAAGAACUCCAAAAAUAAACAUGAUGUUGGCAAACCUGUAUAAGAAAGCUGGUCAGGAGCGACCUUCAGUCACCAGCUAUAAGGAAGUGCUGAGGCAGUGCCCAUUAGCCCUUGAUGCCAUUCUAGGUUUGCUGUCCCUUUCUGUAAAAGGUGCAGAGGUGGCAUCAAUGACGAUGAACGUGAUCCAGACUGUGCCUAACUUGGAUUGGCUCUCUGUGUGGAUCAAAGCAUAUGCUUUUGUGCAUAUUGGUGACAACUCAAGAGCAAUUAAUACCAUCUGUUCACUAGAGAAAAAGUCCUUACUGAGAGAUAACGUGGACCUACUGGGAAGCUUAGCAGAUCUGUACUUCAGAGCUGGAGACAAUAAAAACUCUGUCCUCAAGUUUGAACAGGCACAGAUGUUGGAUCCUUAUCUGAUAAAAGGAAUGGAUGUAUAUGGCUAUCUCCUGGCACGAGAAGGGCGGCUAGAGGAUGUGGAGAACCUUGGCUGCCGCCUUUUCAAUAUUUCUGAUCAACAUGCAGAACCCUGGGUGGUCUCUGGGUGUCAUAGCUUCUAUAGCAAACGCUACUCCCGAGCCCUCUAUUUAGGAGCCAAAGCCAUUCAGCUGAAUAGUAAUAGUGUUCAAGCUUUGCUACUUAAAGGAGCAGCACUUAGAAACAUGGGCAGAGUCCAAGAAGCAAUAAUCCACUUUCGGGAGGCUAUACGUCUUGCACCUUGUCGCUUAGAUUGUUACGAAGGUCUCAUCGAAUGUUACUUAGCCUCCAAUAGUAUUCGUGAAGCAAUGGUAAUGGCUAACAAUGUUUACAAAACUUUAGGAGCAAAUGCACAGACCCUAACCCUUUUAGCCACCGUUUGUCUUGAAGACCCAGUGACACAGGAGAAAGCCAAAACUUUAUUAGAUAAAGCCCUGACCCAAAGGCCAGAUUAUAUUAAGGCUGUGGUGAAAAAAGCAGAACUACUUAGCAGAGAACAGAAAUAUGAAGAUGGAAUUGCUUUGCUAAGGAACGCGCUAGCUAAUCAGAGUGACUGUGUCCUGCAUCGGAUCCUAGGAGAUUUCCUUGUAGCUGUCAAUGAGUAUCAGGAAGCAAUGGACCAGUAUAGUAUAGCACUAAGUUUGGACCCCAAUGACCAGAAGUCUCUAGAGGGGAUGCAGAAGAUGGAGAAGGAGGAGAGUCCCACGGAUGCCACUCAGGAGGAGGAUGUGGACGACAUGGAAGGGAGUGGGGAAGAAGGGGACCUGGAGGGCAGCGACAGUGAGGCGGCCCAGUGGGCUGACCAGGAGCAGUGGUUCGGCAUGCAGUGAGGCAGGCAGCAGCUCCGUGGCCGCACUGGCCUGCCCUGCUCUGAGCACUUCCACGGACUGAAAAAACCUGUAGGAGCCCGCUCUCUGGGAGGACAAUGAUUCAGCAUGUGAUUGUAGCAGGGGUCUCUGCCCCUUGCUCCGUAUUUCUAGUAGCAACUUCAUUUUUAAAAACUGAGCCUGACCAACCUUCCAUAUAUCUCCAUCCUCCCCUGCUUCAGCCAGGGAGGACCUAGUGAGCCCUCUGAGAGGCCCCUGGAUAUGUCGGGGCUUCUGGGAUAGAGUGCUUUUUAUAGAACUACUAAAUCUGAAAGCUCGAGGAAUAGACAGUGUUUUGUCUGUGAUGUUGUGGAUGGGUUUAAAGGAGCGACCUGUCACCCAGAGCAAGAGUGUCAUCUCCCAGCAGCAGCAUGGGCCCGGCCCUUUCAGAGAGGGUUUCCUGUCCCAGAAAUCAUUAUCCUCAGUUGUCCAAACUUCCCUAGUAACCUUGUCCUUCUGCAAUGUUAUUAAUGCCUUAAGCUGACAGUUGCUGUUUUGCAGAACAGUUUUCCUAUUUGCUAAUCUGGUAACUUGCCUGUGAGCCUGGGCCGAAUCUGAGAAACAAGUGUGACCUAGAGCAUGAACAGAGGCGCAGUUGGGGUAAUGAAUAAAACUGUUUUUUGUACA
This is a messenger RNA of Hippopotamus amphibius kiboko, 2460 nucleotides long. It is a transcript of the gene ANAPC7, whose product is annotated as anaphase promoting complex subunit 7. NCBI's taxonomy places the organism in Eukaryota, Metazoa, Chordata, Mammalia, Artiodactyla, Hippopotamidae. The record is from RefSeq and is a predicted model, not a curated record. Gene Ontology annotation, biological process: cell division. The coding region runs from base 1 to 1797 and encodes 598 amino acids. Gene Ontology annotation, molecular function: protein binding. The transcript has 11 exons.